Molecule: messenger RNA, 760 nt
Organism: Musca domestica (house fly)
Lineage: Eukaryota; Metazoa; Arthropoda; Insecta; Diptera; Muscidae
Exons: 2
Coding region: 228-701 (157 amino acids)
Source: RefSeq, a predicted model, not a curated record
UCAAUUUAAUUAUGUUUGUUUAAAGAACCGGUUAAUUUGUUGUAUUGUUUUAUUUGGAUAUGUUUGUCACAACAACACAAGAAGAUGAUGGAUGAUGUGAAAAGAACCGCCUAAAAAAUCCAAACAAACAAAUUCUUUUUGAUUUGCCUAUAAAAACUUGGUGAUUGAACAGGGAAGAGCACAGUCGGACAUUUGACUUCGAUACAACUAAACUAAUCUCAAACAAAAUGAAAUUCCUUAUUGUCGCUUUGGCUUUUGUGGCUUGCGCCUAUGCUGAUGUCUCUGAAUUGGGUUACAACUAUGAGCAGCCUGCACCUGCCCCAGCACCAGCUCCAGUUCAACCAUCUAAGAGUUAUAUUCCCCCUGCACCAGUAGCCCCAGCACCAGCUCCAGUUGCUCAGCCCACCAACACCUAUGUUCCACCAGCACCAGUUGCCCCCGCCCCAGCUCCAGUUGCUCAACCCACCAACACCUAUGUUCCACCAGCACCUGUUGCCCCCGCACCAGCUCCAGUUGCUCAACCCACCAACACCUAUGUCCCACCUGCACCUGUUGCUCCCGCACCAGCUCCCGUUGCUCAACCCACCAACACCUACAUUCCCCCUGCCCCAGUCUCCCCUGUUGAAGAAGUUGAACAAACUCCCGCCGACGGCUACCGUUACAAGACUGUCCGCCGUGUUGUCUACAGACACCGUGCCUAAGCGUCGAAUUAAGGAAUAUGCAUUUAGUUGAUUUGUUAAUGUUAUGAUUUGAAAUAAAA